Haliotis rubra (blacklip abalone) is the source of this 6153-nucleotide messenger RNA. Its product is annotated as very long-chain acyl-CoA synthetase-like. The record is from RefSeq and is a predicted model, not a curated record. The transcript has 11 exons. NCBI's taxonomy places the organism in Eukaryota, Metazoa, Mollusca, Gastropoda, Lepetellida, Haliotidae. Gene Ontology annotation, molecular function: long-chain fatty acid transmembrane transporter activity; long-chain fatty acid-CoA ligase activity. The coding region runs from base 69 to 1946 and encodes 625 amino acids.
AACUUAUCGCUGUACGAAUAAGGCGACCUGUUAUGUGAGAGCAGACGUGAACUGAUACAGUUGGCAGCAUGUUGGACAAGGUUGUGUACGGUGUUGCUGGAGCAGCAGGGGCGUCUGUUGUCGCCUGGAAAACCAUGUUUCCUUGGAUAAAUCAUGACCUCAAGGUCAUGAAGGUCGGGAAGCGCUUCAAAACUGAAAUGGACAAAGAUUUGGAAAGUGGAGAGUUCCUGAUAGACAGAUUUGAGAAACAUGUCUACAAUCAACCAAGGAAGCCGUUUAUUAUUUUUGAAGGCAAUGUUUUCACUUAUGAAUACAUUGACCAGCAAGCCAAUAGAGUAGCAAAUGUUGUGAGGACAUGGGGGCUGUCGGUGGGGGACACAGUGGCCAUGAUGAUCUACAAUGAACCAGCUUUUGUGUGGACAUUUCUCGGUCUUCAGAAAAUUGGAAUAGCAACAGCUCUGAUCAACUUUAACCUGCGUCAGAAACAGCUGAGUCAUUCUGUCAAUGUUAGCGGAGCGAGGGCAUUCAUCGUUGGACCAGGAGCGGAACUCUUUGAUGCAGUCCAUGCUGAGGAAGGAGAGUUUGGCGGCAUGCCAAUAUAUAUCCAAGGAUGUUCAGCCAAUCAGAUGCCUACUGGCUACAUCUCAUUCGAUGAUCUCAUGGCAGCAUCGUCUCCUGCUGGAGUUGACGCCAGCGUCCGUGCAGGUUUAACACCAAUGACCCCAGGUUGUUACAUUUACACAUCUGGAACUACAGGGCUGCCCAAACCAGUGUUUAUAAGGCAAAUCAAACUCACGUCACUCAGUGGUGGUUUCUUGUUGGUGGACUUCUCGAAGGAUGACGUGUUGUACAUGACGUUGCCGCUGUACCACAGCGCAGGUGGCGGGCUGGGUUUCUACGGGUCCAUACGUGCUGGUGCAACUAUGGUUCUACGAAGGAAAUUUUCAGCAUCUCACUUCUUUGAGGACUGCUGUCGCUACAGGGUCACCAUUAUACAGUAUAUUGGUGAACUGUUCCGCUACCUUCUUUCACGGCCAGAGAGCCCUGAAGAGAAAAGUCAUCAAAUUCGAGCAGCAUUUGGCAAUGGUCUGCGCAGAGACAUUUGGGAGCAGGUGCAGGCGAGAUUUAGAAUACCCCAAAUAACUGAGUUCUUCGGGGCAACAGAAGGAAACACAAUGUUGUUCAACGUCAGUAACAAACCUGGGGCUAUUGGAAGACUCUCUCCACUGUUGCGGAUGUUGAGUCCAAAUUACCAAACCUUGGUCAAAUAUGACAUUGCAACCGCAGAACCAAUCAGAGACAGCAACGGACAUUGUAUAGAAGUUAAACCAGGAGAGAAGGGCCUGUUCAUUUCGGCCAUUGCUCCUGAGUUGGAAGAAGUCAACUUCUAUAAGGCAUCACAGGAAGCCAAUGAAAAGAAGCGUAUCCGUAAUGUUUUCAAGAAAGGUGACUCUUACUUCAACUUCGGUGACCUCUUCUACCUCGACCGAGACUACUUUGUGUACUUUGUUGAUAGAAUUGGUGACACUUUCAGAUGGAAGGGUGAGAACGUAUCAACAACGGAGGUGGCCAACAUUUUGACUUCCCUGGAUUUCAUCCAUGAUGCCAAUGUCUAUGGCGUCACUAUUCCAGGGCAAGAUGGUCGAGCCGGCAUGGCAGCCCUGACACUCUACGAUGAUAAACCCUUCACCCCCGAGCUCCUGCGAAAAAUCUGGAAACACUGUGAGGAAAAUCUAGCUACAUAUGCCCGUCCAAUGUUUCUGCGUCUUCAAAAGGAGGCUACGCUGACAGCUACAUUCAAACAGAGGAAGGUUGAGCUGGUCAAGGAGGGAUUUGACAUCAACCUAGUGGACGAUCCUCUCUAUUUUGUUGACCAGGUCACUAAGUCCUACAUUCCCUUAAAACAGGACACAUACUCCCGAAUCUUGACCACAUCCAAGUUGUAGCUGUGGCAAUGGGGUAGCCAGUUCAAAUUGUAGGUGUCAGCACCUGUACCAUGAACCACUGUUGCCUUGUAACUGACCAGGGGAACCUUAUAUCCUCAGUAUUAUGACAUAAGUAAACUCCAGGUGUAAAGUCGAAGGAAUAUUGCUAUUAGUUGUUACUAUCUGUGUUUUCAUGCGAACUAUGUGCUUUGUUAAGAGUUUAUAUCUGGAAUAGACAGUUUACUUCAUCUUCCAUCCAAAAGAAAUACUUACUGUAAUCAAGAACCGAUCCACAAUGUCUGUCCAUUUUUAUAUUGUAAUUAAUGAUUGUCCAUUCAUAGCACCAUCUCAAUAUUGAUGAGGGAUGUGUUCAAGCACAUAGCUUCUUAUUAUUAUCACGUAAGGGAAUCAACAAAAAUCAGUCCACAGACUGAAUUUCGUCUUUUUUAAGGUGAUGGAAUUAAUCAUUACUAUACAGAUCUCGUGAUAUUAGUCAGUGCUCUUUUGUUGGAAACUUAUAGAAUAUAUGCCCCUGGUCCCAAUCCACAAAGCAUUCGGAGCGUUAUCUUAAGUAUAUUAAUUCAUUAUAGGUUUAUGAAAAUCAAAGUGCCAUGAACUCUUUGUGUGGAUUGGGCACCUGGAUUUUAACAUAUAUAUUGUGACCUGUGCCUGAAAUUUACUAUUGCUCAAAACCAGCAUACAUGUAUGUGGCGGUCAGUGAUUUUUUGUCUUGUUUCAGAUAAACUAAAGACACUGUUUUAUAUGCUACUUUUUUGUGUCAUGGCAUGAAAUCCAUUUAAGAGGAACUCUGUAGAUGAUAGAGGAUGUGAGACUUUUCUUGUCAAAGGACAUGCUGAUCUACAGAGACAUGACAAAAUAGAUACUAGUAUUAUCGUGUUUGAAAGUGCCAACUUUUAAAGAUCAUGAGAUGGGAUAAAGGUUUUCCUUGACAAGAAAGGGUAAAUGUUCUAUUUGUUACGACAGAUCUUACUGAAACAGACUGCAAGUAGUUUUUUCAUAGACUGUUAUUUCAUUCAAAUGAGCUGUAGAGAAUCACAACCUUGUGUCUUUUGAUAUCAACACUCAUUGAUAGAAACUCUGAGGGUCUCUGAUAAAUAGCAUCCCACCACAUGGAGGCUUGCAAAAUACUUCUGUAGACAAUCUUGGAUGUAUAUUUUAUACAAAAAACACACAAGGAGAUUCUCUUUAUCGUCUCAAAUCAUUCUUCAUAAUUGUACAUUAGUAGAAUUCACGUUGCCUGCAAGCAGUGUGAUGCAAUUUGAUGGUGGUUCUAUAGUAAUUCAUCACUAAAACAUGAGUCUGUGUAUGUGUGAUUGGCUGCAAGAAGUAAAGCAUUGUACAGAGCCUAUAUAGAUGUGCAACUGAGGACAAUAUGAAUAUUGAAUAGAUGUAACCAAAACGGCAGCAGGUAUCAGGUAACAUUUUUACGGCUUGUUUCUUCUGCUUUCUAAAGUCAGGAGCAUGAGUCAAAUGUUAGUGAUGUAUAUUUAUUAUGAACCAGUAGCAAUUGUCCAGUUCUCCUUGGUUGUUAUCUGUUAUAUGCGUUAAAGUCUAUAUUUUAACCAUCUUGAGUGACGCACAACAUCGCUUUUUUAUCAACAGAUCAUUCCAAAAUGUAACUAAAAUCUAUUAUCUGAUACAAUACUGCUCUGAAAAUCUAUGGACACCUGUGCCCGAGUUUGUGUCAGGUAAACUAAUAACUCUGUGUUUGUUGUUUAACGUCACACUCAGCAGGAUUCCAUCUGCAUAUAUGAAGACUGUAAAGCAAGCCUGGACUAGACAAUACCAUCAUUGAUAUUAUGGCCAAUGAUUCAUGUCAUCUGUGAACCUUGGUGUGCCAACAACCAAGUCACUAAGCCAGGAUCAUGUAUCCAUUGUAUCUUGAUGUUAUUGGACACAUGAAAAAUGGUGUGAAGAUUGGUCUUCACUUCUGUCAUAUGAUGACUAGAGGGAUCGGGUGGUCAGACUCACUGACAGCUGAUGCAUAUGAUCUUAUCCCAGAUCGGUGCUCAUGAUGUCCAUCACUUGAUUGUGUGGACCAGAUUUGAUUAUUUUCUGUCCACUGUUAUAUCGGUGGAAUAUUGCUGAGGAUGCGGUUACACAACAACCAUGAUGUCCCAGUAUUCCAGAGUGAUGCAUCAGACUUAAUGUAGAGUGGACGUUAUAACAAAAUGACAGAUAAUGCUUGUGGGUCAUUUUUCAGUGUCAAUACAUUUAUGUGUUUUUAGGUUUGUGGUGGUUUUAAAUGAAAUUUCCAUGCAUUUGAUACUCAUUAACACCCUCAAAUCUGAAAACACAUAUUAUUUAUAUUCUAGUUUUUGAUGACAAGGUUAUAAUUUGUUCCUGUAGAAUCAGAUUUUACUUCAGUGUUCAUUUAUUUGACAUUAUAUAUCACAGAAUUAAUUCAGCCUCUUUAGUGUACACAUUAAUUACUUGUUGUAACUUGGAAUAAGCCAGCUUGCAGAGUUUGUUUGAAAUUAUGCAUGAAAGCCAAGGGGUACUCACAUAACUGUAGAAGUACAAACAUUCCAGAUUCAAAGACCACAAGACCAGCUGAAGCAAACCUCUGUGACCAAAGGAUCCCGAUUUCUGAAACACUGCCUUAAAUUGCUCCCAUUGUCUGAUGCCAGUGUGGGUAAAACUGGUCCAUAAUACCUACUUAAGUUACUGACUGUAAAAGUGCAACUAAGAUCAGCAAGAGUGGAAACUUUAUAGUCAAAUUUUACAGUCAGUUAUCUCCCUUGCUUAUGGAAGACGUAUCAUAAUGGCUUCCACAUUCUGGCAAGGCCGCCAACCAUGGCUUCUUAGUUUGCUUCACUAUUUUUGCACAAAGGUUUCCUUAUAUAGCUUUGGAAAAACUAAGAAAAAUGGCCGGGCUCAAAAUAAACAGGGCAGGGUGCUGCACCCUGCUAAAAAUGCCUUGCGGAAACUCUAAAACAUUUUUACCGAUAUCCAAAUAGGAGUUUUUAGGUAUCUGUUCAACUAGAUACCGGUGAUCGAAAAACUGUUUCAUUUGCUGUGUUAUGUCAUCUAUGCGAGGCUUUGACAUUAAAGUGAAAAGCUUUCUGUUGUGAUCAUGUGUCACAUGCACAUACCUGACCAGUGUUGUCUUAGAAAUGUCCAUGUUGUCUGUUUAGUGACUGCUUUUUAUAUUCAGAUUUUCAUUUAUUCCAGGCCUCAUUUGACUUUUUGUCAGGUUAUAUUUUAAAAUGUUGUUUCAUUAGUUAUAUCGAUGUGUUUUUGUAUCUGAAAUCGACUAUAUUCACUUGAUCUUGUAUCAUCACUGUUACAGUGUGGCCAUAUGUUUUGACUAUUGGGUAACAGAAAUCAACAUAGUUUUUGUUACUGUCCUUCACAGAACAGCUAUUAUGUUAUAGCUGUUUUUAGCCUUUGACAACUGUGCUUCAUGAAACUAGUACAUUAUUCACCUUGAACUUGGAACAUGUCAGUACUGAUUCCUGGAUAUACAUGCCGCCCUGAGUUAAUACUGUCAGUGGUCGAUAUAUUCUCAUAGACAAAUAACACCAGAAGCAAGGAGCAAUACUUCAUAUAAAAAACUUGAAGUUGUAGUUGUUUGGAAUUUUUUGUAAAUAUUUAUUAAAAAGCCAAUAAUUAAAUGAACUUAAGGUUUUAAAAAGAGUCUUUGCAAGAGAAUUUGAUGAUGACAUUGUCCAUAUUUUAUCAAUAUUCUAGAUGGAGAUCUUUUACAUAAUUUGGAUCACAGUAAGUCCGGAUCCAUAUUCAAGAAUAUGAACCAAUCUUAUACCUUGGAAAGAAAUCCCAUAAUCUCAUCAAUGUUUUGGAUAGUGUAUAUCAGCCAAACCUAUGCUUACAACAGUCAAAACAUGUCACCUGUAGAAGCUGUUUUCAGUUGCCCUAUUUAACCAUGAAAACAUAUUAAUAGUUACAGCUAGAUUAACACUUGAUGUUACCAAACAUACUUUCCUGUCUUCCAUUGCCUAUAUGAUAGAAAUAGACUGUAGCUUGUGUUAUACAUUGAAUAUACAUUUUCAGAUGAUUAUUUGUUGUUUGUAUAACUAAUAAUAGAAUGAUUUAAGAUGAUUACUGCAUUUGAUACCAGACUAAACUGGAAUUGAUUAUCAGAAUUCAGGGAUAUUCUUGUUUUAAGCUAGAUGACUGAUUUUAGAGCUGUGAUACCUGUAUAAAAUGUGAAUCAAUUCAAGAUAAAGUCCAUUUUUGCAAAUGA